AUGCAUUUCUCAACUACGCUUCUCUUCUCCCUCUCUCUCGCUCUUGCAACAAGCGUUCUUGCAGACUUGGACACGGAAUCCUCGCCAUUGGGUCUCAGGACCAAACCAGUGAAGACUUCUAAGCGAGCUGUGUCAUCGUUCCUCGACAGGCGCGAGACCUGCCGGGGCUCAUGCCAGUCCUGCUUUGGGGCCAGUUCUAGAGAAUGUCCAGGUAGCGAUUAUUGGUGCUAUGACUCAGACGAAGGUUCCGCUGCAGAACUAUGCUCCAGUGGUGGAUCAACCCCGUCUACAACAACAACAUCUGCCAGCGCGGAGAUUACCAAUACCUGCUAUAGUGGAGCUUCAUGUAUAUCAUGCUUUGGCGCUUUCUCAAGAGAUUGCCCUGCCGGAUCUGAUUAUGAUUGUUAUGACAUAGACGAGCACUCACAGGCCGAGGGAUGCAGUGCAGGUGACGGCACUGAUAGUAGCGCUAGCGCAUCAGCGCCUUCUCCUUCAGCUAGCCGAAGCGCAGACUCCUGCAGAGAAACAUACGGCGGUGGAAACAUUCCCUGCGGGCAAGGUAAUUGUUAUGAUCCUACUGCGGGCGAGACCUGCUGCGGCGAUGGCGGUCAUUGCAAAGCCGGCACCACAUGCGUGCUCCGAGGCAGCGUGUAUAAAUGCGCCGAAGAUGGCACCGGAUCUUCCUCACCCAGCCUCACCGCUGGCAGCCGCUCCUCACGUACUGCCUCCGGCAUCCUCAACACGAAUACUGCAGUCGGACCGAUCGGAGACGGUUCAUCAGACCCAACAAGUUCAAGCGUACCAAGACCCUCCAGGACCACGUCGUCACGUUCUUCAACAAUCACGGAGCCUGCCGCCGCGGCGACCACGAGCACGAACUCGGUGUUUGGUGCCGCUCCAGCGUUGAUGGGUAGGGACACGGGUGCCGUUGCUGCACUGGCUGCGGGGUUGCUGGGAUUGGUCGGAGUGCUAUGA
This is a messenger RNA of Endocarpon pusillum Z07020, 975 nucleotides long. RefSeq lists its product as uncharacterized. The coding region runs from base 1 to 975 and encodes 324 amino acids. NCBI's taxonomy places the organism in Eukaryota, Fungi, Ascomycota, Eurotiomycetes, Verrucariales, Verrucariaceae. The transcript has 2 exons. The record is from RefSeq and is a predicted model, not a curated record.